GCCUGAGCGUAACCGCGGGUCCGGGCCACCCUCGGUUCCCUUCCCUCGGUACCCCCAGAACAGGUCCCCGAAGCCCUGGUGUCCCCGCUGCUCCCCAGGCAGCAGGCCCAAACGCAUUGCUCUCCCCUUGUUCCUCUGUGUUCUCUCCACCCCUUCAAACUGCGCCCGCCCCCAGCAGUGCCCGAGUCAACAAAAGCUCUGAGAUCCUCUCUGGUCACCGCUCGUGGAGUUGUGGGAGUUGUGGGCUCCCCUUCUUAUCCCAUCAGUGCGCGCCCAUCAAUUCUGCUCCUGCUCUGCACUCCCCGGCGCAGAAUCCACCCCAGCUCAGCUAUCCCGAGCCCUCCAGCUGCCCUUUCCUCCUUCCGGGGGUGCCCUCUGUGCUCCCGGGGUGCCCCUGCCUGCCGAGGGUGCCCCUGUCUGCCCGCAGAGCCCCUCGUGCCAUGGGGGAGCCGCGCUACCUGCAGGCCGAAUGCGCUUUCCGGCCCGGGGCACACACGGUGCGGGUGACCCUGACCCGCACCACGUUGCGGGUGGAGGUGGAGGCUCACGGCACCGCCGACCUGUGGAGAGGCGAGUUCGAUGCCGCCUUCAUCGAGGACCUGACCCGCAAAACGGGGAAUUUCAAGCAGUUUGGCAUUUUCUGCAGCAUGCUGGAGUCGGCACUGACACAGAGUAGCGACUCGGUCAGCCUGGAGCUCCUCACCUACACCGACUUGGAGACCCUGCAUAGCCGCAAAGUGGGGGCAGUCACCCGGCCUCCCCCUUCCACCUCUUCCCCCCUCAACACCAAGCGCUACCUCAUCCUCGUCUACUCUGUGGAGUUCGAUAGGAUCCAUUACCCGCUGCCACUGCCCUACGCGGGGCGGCCGGACCUUGUGGCGCUGGUGCGGGAGCUGCAGGAGCAGCUGGCGCAGCUCCGGGCCCGGCGCCUGGAGGAGACACAACACUUACGGGACGCGCUGUGGCAGGCACUGGAGGAGAAGCGGGCAGCAGAGGCCCGGCACCGGCGCGAGUACCGGCAGCUGGCUGCAGAGCUGGCCCAGGCAAAGUCAUUGGAGCAGAGGCUGCAGCAGCGGGUGAAGAAUCUGACAGCUGAACUGGCCUCCUACAGGAGGGGCCGCCAGAAAUCUGCCAGCCCAGCCCCACGCCCCCAGAAGCAACGCUCAGCAUCCCUGGAGAGCCACAGGAGCAGCCGGGGCCGCCCCUCACCAAAGUCCCAGUCACCCGCAGGCUCUCGCCAACCACGCUUCGACCCCACUGCCUUUGUCAGGGCCCGUCAGUGGCGGCAGAAGGAAGCUGAGCUCAGAAACCAGCGGCGUGGAGUGGCUUCUGGCAGCACCAGCCCGGCGAGGAGCCACAGGCGCAGCUCGUCUGCCGAAAGCUCCCGGAGCUGGCGCUUGGGAGGGAGCUCUGGCAGCAAAGCCAGUGAGCGCCCCGAGCCUGUGCCCUGCAGGGGCAGGAGAGUGACCCGUUCACGGAGACCCCUGAGCACCUCGUCCUGCAAUGGCCCUUGUAUGGUGCCUCGCCCCGCUGCCAGCGACAAGCUGCCAGUGUGCAGGACUGGUGGCAAGCGCCCUGGUAAAGAGAACCGCUCCAAGGAGCCCUCAGCUGAGCUGGCUGAGAUCGAUGCCCGGCUGCAGGCUCUGCAGGAGUACAUGGACAGCCUGAGCACCCAUAUGUAACCCCCUCCAGGGACACACACCCUCUCCCCGUGUCCUCAGGGGGUGACACUGGUGCUGUGGUGCAAGUAUCCCCCAAAUAAACCCUUGUGUGCCCCCA
Molecule: messenger RNA, 1779 nt
Organism: Hirundo rustica (Barn swallow)
Lineage: Eukaryota; Metazoa; Chordata; Aves; Passeriformes; Hirundinidae
Gene: CCDC61
Product: coiled-coil domain containing 61
Exons: 14
Coding region: 441-1682 (413 amino acids)
Cellular component (GO): centrosome
Source: RefSeq, a predicted model, not a curated record